AUGGAGCGAGGUGGAGGUGAGAGUCCUCAUUUGCGGGAGAGCCCGGAGCGGCGCGGGAGCAGUAGUCCUGAAAUUGGUGGGCCACCACCGAAGAUGGGACGGCUAGAACUCAAUGGCAGUCCCACCGGACAUCGCAGUCGCCACAAUGGAGCCCCUCAGAGACCUCUCGGAGGUCUGAUGAUUCCAGUCUUCUGUGUGGUGGAGCAGGUGGAUGGAGGGAUGAUCUCAGAAGGUGAGAGUCGGGAGGAACAUGCCGAAUUUGUGCUGGUCAGGAAGGACAUCCUUUUCACUCAGCUGGUAGAGACGGCGCUUCUCGCCCUGGGCUACUCUCACAGUUCUGCGGCCCAGGCACAUGGCAUCAUUAAGGUGGGCCGCUGGAACCCCCUGCCCAUCCAUUACCUGACAGAUGCUCCAGAGGCAACCGUUGCUGAUAUGCUGCUGGACGUAUACCACAUGGUCACACUCCGCAUCCAGCUACAGAGCUUUGCCAAGCUGGAGGACCUCCCAUCAGAACAGUGGAACCAUGCUACAGUGCGCAACGCCCUUAAAGAACUGCUGAAAGAGAUGAACCAGAGUACGCUGGCUAAAGAAUGUCCACUCUCCCAGAGUAUGAUUUCCUCUAUAGUGAAUAGUUCCUACUACGCAAAUGUCUCAACUGCCAAGUGCCAAGAGUUCGGUCGCUGGUACAAGAAGUACAAAAAGAUUAAAGGGGAUUAUUUGUGGCAAGGCCGGGAAACUUCUGAAAUCAAGGUUGAAAGGGACAGUCUUGCUGAUUUCUGCAUAUUACCACAGCGUCCACCUCCUCACCUGGCUGGGUUGGCACAGCUUGGUCCAUUGAACAGUGCUGGGUCUCUGGUGAAAAGUGGAUCUGGAGAACCACAAAAUUCAGCACAAUCUCAGCCUCCAAACCAAGGGCAGCCACAAACUCCAUCAUCUCAUGGGCAGCUACAUCACAGUCCACCUCUACGAGCACAGGUGCCUCCUCCACCACCACCUACUGCCCUGCAACCUCUUUUGGCACCAGGGGGACUUCUUUCACCCCAACUCAGUCCGCAGCUGGUGAGGCAGCAGUUAGCCAUGGCUCAUCUUAUCAACCAGCAGCUGGCCGUCAGCCGCCUCCUGCAUCAGCACCCGCAGGCUCUUAACCAGCAGUUUCUCAAUCACCCGCCUAUCCCGAGACCUAGCAAAGCCGGUGGCCCUGGAGAGCCUGGGUCCAACCCCUCAGCUGCAGAAGUUUCCUCUGAAAUUUACCAGCAGGUGCGAGAUGAGCUGAAAAGAGCCAGUGUCUCACAGGCAGUGUUCGCUCGAGUUGCCUUCAACCGUACACAGGGCCUGUUGUCUGAGAUCUUGCGAAAAGAGGAAGACCCACGGUCAGCAUCUCAGUCCUUGCUGGUGAACCUCAAAGCAAUGCAGAACUUCCUCAACCUACCAGAGAGUGAAAGGGAUCGCAUUUACCAGGAAGAGCGCGAACGUAGCAUGAACCCUCCUGUGAGUCUCCCCCCAAGCACAAACCCUAGCCCUGGGGGCGUCCGCCUCUCUCAGAAAGUGUGGGAGCGCAGCAUUGAUGAACAGUUAACCCCUGACGCAUGGGCAUCUAUCUGGAAGAAUAAGACCAAGAUCACAAACUCGUGCAAGGUUUCUGGUCCUAACCCUGACCUUCCCCUGAAACUGGAGCCACUGGUUAACAUCACGUCAGCCAUUUAUGAUGAAAUCCAGCAGGAGAUGAAAAGGGCAAAAGUGUCCCAGGCACUGUUUGCCAAAGUGGCAGCCAACAAGAGCCAAGGGUGGUUGUGUGAGUUGCUUCGCUGGAAGGAGAGUCCCAGUCCAGAAAAUCGGACACUCUGGGAAAACCUGUGUACUAUCCGGAGGUUUCUCAGCCUACCGCAGGCUGACAGAGAUCUGGUAUAUGAGGAAGAGUCCCGUCAUCACCACAGCGAACGGCUGCACACUGUACUGCACUUGCCAUCUGACUCUCAGGUUCUUCACAGACAGCCUGUGCAGCCACUGAAGGACCACUCUCCCAUCCGAGAAGACCCUGUACCCAGUUCUGGAGUUGAAGAGAGCCCUCAGGCCACUGCAGGCUUAGGGAACGGUGGAGGGGGUAGCACUGCUACCAAAAAGCCUCGUUCCCGCACCAAGAUCUCGCUGGAGGCUCUAGGCAUCCUACAGAGCUUUAUCCAAGACGUGGGCCUCUACCCUGACCAAGAAGCAAUUCACACACUUUCAGCCCAGUUGGAUCUACCCAAACACACCAUAGUUAAGUUUUUCCAAAACCAACGCUACCAUGUGAAACAUCAUGGUCGGCUGAAAGAGCUGGGAGCUGAGGGCAGCGGUGUGGACGUGGCCGAAUAUCGUGACGAGGAGCUGCUCUCCAGUUCAGAGGAUGCAGAAUCUAGUGAAGAUGGCCAUGAGGAGAUAUACAGUGGGCACGAGAGUGCCUCAACCGGAGCAACCAACUCUGCUACAACCCCUGCUCUUUCAUCUGGCCAUGAUGAGAGUAAAGACAAAGGCCUUUCUCUUGGAUCGGCAAGGCCCAGCUCUCUGCCCCCAUCUGGUUCCUCACCCAGUCCCAGAGAUCAAGCAGAAUAUCAAAGAUAAAACCGAGUCAGUAAAGACUAUAAGUGGGGAAAGUCUAGGGGUGAGCACUUACAACUAUUCUGUACAGGACGAGAUUGUGUAGUGGACAGCUUAGAAAUUUACUGACAAGGAUGCAGUGUCCUCCAAGGACCUUUAGAAGGUAAACCAAACCAGACAAGAUCUGCAUAUUGAUUAAGGUGGCACACAAAGUGUUGCAGUAAAAAAAUGAGGAGAGGGACGUGAACCAAGUGUGUAGAUCCCAGGUUACAAAUAAGAGUAAGAGUACAGUACCUCAUACGACAAGGAAAGAUUCUGGUUGUCUGGAAAGCUUUGAUUUGAUAGUUGUAUAUGCUUAGAUUUACAAGUUGUUAAUAUUACAUUUUAAGAUGACUGCCUCAACCCCAAGACUCACCUCAUUCAUGUAGUACAAGACACUACAAGUUUAAGACAAAAUACUUUAUAAUCUGAUUCGAAGAGCAGAGGGUCUUUCAUAAGAUACCACUAUCCAUGCGCCCUCUUCACCUCUACAGGGUUAAUGGCAGGGACAGAGCUUUAGAUGAGCCAUGGAUCUUCAAUAGGACACCAAUAUAAUCACUCCUGCCAAAUCAGGGAGCUUUGUGGGUGGCUAUCCUCAUCUUCCCCUCCAUGAUGGGGUAUUCUGACUGGGGGCUGAAGCAGUCGGUUUGGUUGAAGAGGUACAGAGAUCUUGGGUGUACACAUCAGCCCAGCCCAUGAACCCUACUAUAAACACAUGUGGUGUGCAAAAAGGUCCACUGUUAGCCCAAUGGCGCUUUUGAAGAUUGCACCAUCCCUCCCACAACCAACCACAUCAUUCCGAGCAGUCCCACAUGGUUAACACAAUCAAUCCCUUUAUCCCACCACCCAUGCAACCCGUGCACCCAACACAGACUGCUCGCAACCGAUCUGUCACUCCUGUUUAAUGGUUGAAUGCUUGCUUUAUACAAAUACAUCUAGAUCAUAGGUUUCCCAGUCGUUCUUUCUCCGCACUUAAAAGACUGCGAGAAAAAACAUAGGACCCAGUGGCAGGACGACUGACUGCUAUGGACAGAUUAAAGGACAAUGAUGAAGAUGCAGUCUAACUGCAUAAGCCUGCCACUGACCCAGAAAGGAAAAGCAAACAAUCUGCCAACAAUCAGGCGCUUGUGUGGAAGUGUGGUAGUCUAUUUCUCCUCUGUCGCCUCCCUCAUCUUUCUCUCUCUCUCUUUUACUGACUGGUGCCCACAAUGUCCUGAUUUGACCACACCUACCCACACCCAAGUCCACAGCACUAUUUAUUGCUAUCUUCACCCACAAUUAUUAUUGUUGUUAUUGUUAUUAUGGUUGUUCUUGUUGUUAUUUUUAGUUGUAUUUCCAUGGUCUAAUAUCAGCUUUCGACCAGCAGCGGUUGUUUUGGUAAUGAAAGACGUUGUGAAAGAAAGAAACACUGCCAAAACAGAGAGGCAAGAAUUAGAAGCAGUUACUGAAGUUACUGAGUAAAUCGUGUGAUAUAUAUAUAUAUAUAUAUACUGCCAAAUCUAUCAAAAUUAUGUACUUUUCCAAAGAGAACAGCACUUGGCAGAUGAGAAGUUGAAUAAUAAAACAGGAGAAAAGGAAUUAUAUGAUCUUUUUGCGCAUAUAAAUGACAAUCCUAUUGAGCCAAUCAGAAUUCAGAAAUCAUGAACAUACAUUAUUCAAGAGAGAAGGACUAACUUGAGGCAACACCUGUUGCAAUACGUUCAUGACAUCACGCCAACUCUUGGAUCCAGGGUUCUGAUUUGCUUUUGAGAAUCAGCUGCUACCUGCUCUUUCGUGGACUAUAAAAAAUGUCUAAUCUUACUCUAUCCCUUAAACUAUUUUGUUUCAAAGUGAUAAUUGUGAUCCAUGUCCAUGUUUUGUCUAUUACAAAUGAAAUGUCUUUACUGUGCAAAAUGCUGAUGUGGUUUUGAAAUGACUUUGGCCAUAUUGAAUCCAUCACAUAGACACUGUGUCUGCAUCUGCACAUUUUAAAAUCUUACACCCAAACAACAGUUACAUGGUAAUUUAUUUUGGCCCAACAUUGUCAUGAUAUAUUGGACACAAAGUUGAAGUUCUCAAAUUAAAGGUGUUCAAAAUCUCAGGAGCUUAUGUUUGACAUUUUAAAUGGAAUAAAUGCUGGAAUUUGCUGUUCACAUGA
Misgurnus anguillicaudatus (oriental weatherfish) is the source of this 4750-nucleotide messenger RNA. RefSeq names its product SATB homeobox 2 (gene satb2). The record is from RefSeq and is a predicted model, not a curated record. Gene Ontology annotation, biological process: regulation of transcription by RNA polymerase II; chromatin remodeling. Gene Ontology annotation, molecular function: RNA polymerase II cis-regulatory region sequence-specific DNA binding; DNA-binding transcription factor activity, RNA polymerase II-specific. Lineage: Eukaryota; Metazoa; Chordata; Actinopteri; Cypriniformes; Cobitidae.